UGAAAUUUGUGAUCUAUUAAGUGGAUUCAGCCUUCAAGAACAAAUAGAACAAAAGGAUGAAAAGAUAGAAAAAGAUACAAAAAGGAAAGCAAACAAAUGACAGAUACAACAAACAAAGAAGAAGAAGAAAAGAAAGAAAGGAUAUUACCUCUUACAACAACAAUAAAACCAACAUCAAUUGCAUCCACAGACUUUCAACCAAUUACUCAUCAUUCACCCACUUUUAUUUACAAUCAAGCGCCAUUUCCUCAUAUAGAUCCUUUUGCAGAGAAACAUAGCACUAUAUAUUACAUCACAAGCCUACUAAAAGUCGGAUUCUUUAGCAUCAUAUUCUCAGUGCUCUUCUACCUCUUUAUUCAAUUUGCUCGCUUUAUUCAUCAGGAUAUGAAUGCAAAAAUCACCAAUUAUGAGUUUAACCAACUUAAUGAACAGAAAUAUUGUCAGCGACAGUAUGAAAUCAAUAACUGUUCGCCAAAUACUAGACUUCCAGCUAUUGCAGACCUGUGUGAAAGCUUGGAGAACUGUCUAUGGCGCCCUCUCUCUGUUAGUAAAGCAAGAAUAUUAGCUGAAACUCUGGCAGACAUUGCAAAUGGAUUUUCAGAUGCGAUCACAGUGAAAACUAUGUGUCUAAGCGUCUUGACUGGAUUCGGCGUAUUAUGGUCUAUAACCAAUGUUUUAACAAGAACAAGACAAUGCAACAAGGCAAAUGUCAGCACACUGUCAUCAUCAGUUCCUGCUAGUGAUAAUAGGCUUCUGACGUGCUAAUAAAAAUAAAAACAAUGCUAUUUAUUAUAAAUAAAAGAAUAAUUGACUCGU
Rhizopus microsporus ATCC 52813 is the source of this 816-nucleotide messenger RNA. RefSeq lists its product as uncharacterized. The record is from RefSeq and is a predicted model, not a curated record. The coding region runs from base 97 to 765 and encodes 222 amino acids. Lineage: Eukaryota; Fungi; Mucoromycota; Mucoromycetes; Mucorales; Rhizopodaceae. The transcript has 3 exons. Gene Ontology annotation, cellular component: nuclear envelope; nuclear membrane. Gene Ontology annotation, biological process: lipid homeostasis; nuclear envelope organization.